Messenger RNA from Sinocyclocheilus grahami, 1799 nucleotides. It is a transcript of the gene rab33ba, whose product is annotated as RAB33B, member RAS oncogene family a. The record is from RefSeq and is a predicted model, not a curated record. Gene Ontology annotation, biological process: Rab protein signal transduction. Lineage: Eukaryota; Metazoa; Chordata; Actinopteri; Cypriniformes; Cyprinidae. The transcript has 2 exons. The coding region runs from base 250 to 969 and encodes 239 amino acids. Gene Ontology annotation, molecular function: GTP binding; GTPase activity.
UGUCAACUCAACGUCGUACGUGGUUACAGACAGACCCAAACAGUGUAAGAAGACUCCGCCAGGAAUGCAUCAGCAAAAUGCGGAGUCUACCGGUCAACACGUCAAAUACAGUCCCCGACGUUUGAAUCUCUAAGUCUUGCACAUGAAGCUUGAGGUGAAGGGCUUAAGGUUAAACUAAGCCUGCGUUUGCAUCAGCACAUUUGCACGGUGCCAUUCUCUGAGGCACUCGUUUGUCUAUAAGAAUACAGCAUGGCUGAUAUCGAGUCCUCCUUCGAAUUUAGCUCAUCUUUGACCAGCUCUUCGCUGCCUCCGCCGCGGACUCGAAUCUUUAAGAUCAUCGUGAUAGGAGACUCUGGAGUUGGCAAGACUUGCCUCACCUAUAGAUUCUGUGCAGGCAAGUUUCCAGACAAGACUGAGGCCACUAUCGGGGUGGAUUUUCGGGAGAAGGUUAUUGAAAUAGACGGCGAGAAAAUCAAGGUCCAGUUGUGGGACACCGCAGGCCAGGAGCGCUUUCGAAAGAGUAUGGUGCAGCACUAUUACCGCAACGUCCACGCUGUGGUGUUUGUCUACGAUGUCACCAAUGCCGCUAGUUUCCGAAGUCUUCCGGCGUGGAUCGAGGAGUGCCGUCAGCAUGCCUUGGGCCAAGAGGUGCCUAGAAUCUUGGUCGGCAACAAAUGCGACCUGCGGCAUGCCGCUCAAGUAAGUACCGACGUAGCGCAGCAGUUCGCUGAUGCACACUCAAUGCCUCUGUUCGAGACCUCUGCCAAGAACCCCUACGGAAACGACGACGGCGGUCGGAAUAAUAGUGACCACGUGGAGGCCAUUUUUAUGACGGUGGCGCACAAGCUGAAAUCUCAGAAGCCGCUGGUGUUAAGCCAACCACCGUGCAGAUCAGGAGAUACUGUCACUCUCAGGAGACAGGACGAGGAGGACAGGGGAACUUGGGGCUGUGGAUGUUGGAGGAGCUAAUGAAGGAAUCACCACUUACAGGAUGGAGAUGACAAAGGUGAAGCACUUUUUAAAGAAGCAGAUUCAGAGGUGCUUUUGUGUUAUCCAUGAAGGGUUGAGGACACAAGAACAUCUAUUCUCAAGAUUUCUUUUUGUACCUGAUCUGGCCAUUAUUUUAAAGGGAAAAAACUUUCCUCCAUCACUCAAACCAGAGGCUUUGAGAAGUUGCAUGUAGGCCCAUUUGCCUUACAUAUACAAGCUUCAUCUAUUAUGUGUCAGCCUGUCUAGUUCAUAUCAUAUGCCACUGCCAAUCAUGCAUUACAUUUUCUAGAUUUUUGCAGUUCUGCAGGUGAAUUGAACAGUGAAACCUUCAUGCAUAACAUGUUGCCUUUUUCAUCAUAUUUUUUAAACAAUUUUUGCCGCAAUUAGAUAAACUAUUCUGUUAAAUCACUUCAGCCUCCAAGGUAAUUCUGGUUUAGUGUGUGUUUGUUGUUUGUUCUCUCAUUCUAUGUCACCCACACACAUGCAGACACUUCCUGUGAAAGUUGUCAGUUCUCUCAAGAGAAAAGAGAAACCGACGAAAAAAACACUUAAAUGCAGGUUAUUUAUUAGUGCUGCUAAUAGAUAUUAGACAAAUGUGAGAUGAAUUUAAAAGUAAAAUAAAGCUGAUAUACUUUUUUUUCCCCCCAAAAAAGGAGCCAGUCCUAGUCCACUGCCAGUGUUUUAUUUAUUGUCAAUUUAUUUUCUUCUAGCAGCCAUUCAUCUGAAUAAAAUCUACUGUAAAGACAUCUGGGUUAUGCAUGAUAACCAGUCCUUCCUGUGAAUCAUGUCAAAAUGUUGAUAAGUUACGU